Messenger RNA from Microthlaspi erraticum, 1452 nucleotides. The record is from the annotation of a GenBank genome assembly. NCBI's taxonomy places the organism in Eukaryota, Viridiplantae, Streptophyta, Magnoliopsida, Brassicales, Brassicaceae.
AUGGAGGAAGAAGGUUUGUUACCAUCUCAUAAAGAAGAAUUGUUAGAAUCUUCUAAGAAAUCAUCCUCUUCAUUUCUGUCUGAAAUAUCAAACAUCUCCACGAUACCUUUUGUUCUUGCCUUCACUGCUUGUUCUUGCGGUGCCUUUUCCUUUGGAUGCAUUGUUGGAUAUACGGCUCCUACGCAGUCGAGUAUCAUGAAAGACUUGAAUCUAUCCAUAGCUGAUUUUUCACUUUUUGCAUCGAUAUUGACCGUGGGACUGAUCAUUGGAGCAUUAAUCUGCGGGAAAUUAACAGAUUUGGUUGGUCGUGUAUACACAUUGUUGAUUACAAAUAUCCUCGUCUUGAUCGGCUGGUUUGCUAUUGCAUUAGCCAAGGAUGUUUGGCUGCUCGAUCUUGGAAGGUUAUUGCAUGGGAUAGCCGUUGGAAUUAGCUCAUAUUUGGUACCGGUUUACAUCAGCGAAAUAGCUCCAAAACAUUUGAGAGGAGCUGCUUCUUCCUUGUCUCAGUUAUUCGUGGGCGUUGGUAUAUCGGCCUUCUAUGCACUUGGAACCGCCCUUGCUUGGCGUAGUUUAGCCAUUUUGGCAUCUAUACCUUGUCUUAUGGCUCUUCCUCUUCUUUUCUUCAUCCCUGAAUCUCCUAGAUGGCUGGCUAAAGUAGGGAGGGAAAAGGAGGUCGAGGCGGUUUUGUUAAGCCUGCGAGGAGCAAAGUCGGAUGUAUCAGAUGAAGCAGCAGAGAUAUUAGAAUACACACAACAUGUUGAACAACAACAAGACGUCAAAGGCCGUGAUUUCCUUAAGAUUUUUCAACGAAAAUAUGCGUUGUCACUUGCUAUUGGAGUUGUUCUUGUAACUUUGCCUCAGCUUGGAGGCCUUAAUGCUUAUACUUUUUACACUGACUCCAUUUUCACCGCUUCCGGUGUAUCGAGUGACCUUGGAUUCAUAUCGACAUCUAUUGUUCAGAUGUUUGGAGGUGUUUUAGGUGCCGUGCUUAUUGAUGUAUCCGGAAGACGUGCGCUCUUAAUGGUUUCUCAAGGUGGAAUGUUCUUGGGUUGUUUUGCAACAGCCAUUUCAUUCUUCUUGCAGAAGAAUCAUUGCUGGGAAACAGGAACACCUAUCUUGGCUCUUAUUGGUGUUAUGGUGUAUUUUGGAUCAUAUGGAUUAGGCAUGGGACCGAUACCAUGGAUCAUAGCAUCAGAGAUUUAUCCAGUAGACGUGAAAGGAGCGGCAGGAACAAUCAUUAACUUGGUCACCUCUAUAAGCUCAGGGCUCGUUACUUACUUCUUCAAUUUCUUGCUUCAAUGGAGUUCAGCAGGAACGUUUAUCACCUUUGCCAUAGUGAUGGGCCUUGGAUUUGUGUUCACAGCCAAGCUUGUUCCAGAGACCAAAGGAAAAUCUUUAGAAGAAGUUCAGUCUCUUUUCAUUGAUUCUCCUCUUGAAGAUUCUACAUCCUAG